Messenger RNA from Closterium sp. NIES-65, 1230 nucleotides. The record is from the annotation of a GenBank genome assembly. NCBI's taxonomy places the organism in Eukaryota, Viridiplantae, Streptophyta, Zygnematophyceae, Desmidiales, Closteriaceae.
AUGUUGUUUCUACUUCACAAGGCUCGUCGCCCGCUCGGCGACCAUCCGUACGCUAUGAAGGCCUUGAAGGACGCCAAGCGCAUACUCAUUCAGGGUAACGACACCGACUGUGGAGUGUUCGUGUGUAUGUACCUGAACGGACUGGUCAACACGGGAUUCAAGACGGUGUUUACCUGGGUGUCAUGCAACGGCGUCACAUCACGCACCUACAGGAGAGGCAUGCGUAGGGAUGUGGCCAGUCAUGCAGUGGGGGAGCUGUUUGUGCAGCUGUACAUGGAGGAAGUCGAGGUGCUGCCCCAGCCGCAUGCGCGUGUAGACGACGACGGUUGCAUGCUGUUUCCAACGGAGGACGAGGUCAGAACGGACCUGGCGCAGCUGUCCCCCGAUAGGAACAGCAUGGAGGUGGAUGGUGUCCUCUUGGCAGCCGCCGUGAUGAGUAUCGCCUCAGCGCUUGGGUUCACCCAGGAUCAGCUGGAAGCGGCGUGUGCCCAUGAGUUGGGUACGCAUGGGACGGGACUCCUCAGGCGGUCAAGCAUGGGCGACAGGAUGCGGGAGCGUGAGGCGGCGUCGAGUUUGCUGACCAGACUCCUACACAACUCCCCCGCACCACUACCUCAACCCCGGUUUAUUAGUGUUAACUUCCCGUACACUGAUGGCGCUGGCGACGAGCAACAAAGGGGACACGUCUCUAAGACUGCCAAUCCAAAGACACCAGACAGGACGCCCGUGAAGGGUCAUGGUGCCGGCGUCCGCAUGCCAAGGACCAGGGCCACCAAGGUGAAGGCAAGCGGUACAGGGGGUCUGGUGAAACGUGGGGGAACGAGCGAGUACACCGGGGUGUGGUACGACCUCCGAGAGGAGGACGCGGCGUAUGCGUACGCCGCUGGCGCGUUUGUGAUCAGACGGAAGGACCACUUCCCCAAGAUGAUGUCAUUGUCAGAUGCGGAGAUGGCUGCACUGGAGGGGGCUAUCGUGGAUGACGUUAGGCAUCUUGUACAGAAGCGCCAAUGGUACAGGUGGAGGGAGUGGCGUAAAGCCAUGGACUACAUUGGUGUACUGCCAGGAACACCCUUCAAGCCGGAGCCAGGUGCGGAGUCGCCUCCAACGAAAGCAGAGGCAGCUGAUAGCGAUACUCGAGAUGCUGAAGAAGAUGAGGAUCUGGUGAGCGAGGAUGACAAUGGGGGAGAAGACAGUGAGGGGGGGAUUGCGUGCACGCAGGCCCAGGGGUAG